AUGAUCGACCUCAGCUUCCUUACGGACGAGGAGCAGGAGGCAAUUCUGAAAGUGCUGCAGCGGGAUGCGAAUCUGAAGAGAGCCGAAGAGGAGAGAGUCAGGCAUUUACCUGAAAAAGUCAAAGAUGACAACCAGGUCAAGAACAUGAGCGGCCAAUGGUUUUAUGAAGCCAAGUCCAAGAGGCACAGAGACAAGAUACACGGCGCGGACAUCAUUCGCGCAUCAAUGAGGAGGAAGCGUCCUGGUAUUUUAGCGGAGCUGAGUCAGAAUAAGUCUGGCAAAAAAAAGAACAGCUGGGUGAACAAUGUCAAUAAAGAGGCCUCCAUGCCUCCGGAGCUGUUUGGUGCCAUAGAAGAGACAGAAGGGGAAUCGAAAUCUAGUCCGAGCCCUACGGUGUUCAGCGCAGAUGCUAGUGCAUUAGCAAAGCCCCAGGAAGACACAAAGAAGGCAGCUGUAUCACCAUCAAAGGAAAGGAAAAAUCCGUUUAAUGACUCAAAUCUGUCCGAAGACCGUGCAAAAAAUUCCCUUUCACCUUCAGUAGAAAACCAACCCGAAGUAAACGUAACAAACAGCAGGGUAGAAAAGCCGGAGGAUGCUUCUGUAGAGCCAAAUGAGCCAAGGGGUCAGGCAGGGAAACCUCCUAUACCGAAAGCCAGAAGAAACAUUCACAAGACGUCCGACGUCAGCGUGACGAGUGAAGAUUCUUUCCCCAAAGUGCAUAGAAGGAUCAAGCCCGGUAACGGCCAAGGAACGCCACCCAGGGGUAUCUUGAAACGUAACUCAAGUUCCAGUUCUACAGAUUCUGAAGUGCUGCGCCUUAACCAAACCGCGGACUCCCCGUAUAAAAAUGGACUACCUGCUUUGACGAUCCGCGAAGGCAUGAUGGACAAGAACAGCUCUCCCAGGAGGGACCCGGAAGGAUUUUCUCAAAACUCCUUGGAACGAUUAAAGCAAGUUAGAUUUUCUUCCAGCGUAAGCAGGAAAGAGCGUCCGCCUAGCCUCGAGUUGCGCGAGGGGAAGGAAUCGGGGGAGUUCAGCUUGUUAGACUCGGACUGCGGGAAGACCAGCGACAACCAAGCGUUUGGGUUAGACGCAGGCCAGAACGAGCAGACUCCUCUGAUAAAGCCGUUGGCCUUCCGUUCGACAGAUUUAAACGGCCAUGCUGAGGAGCAAGCUACGUCAAAAGAAAGAAAAGCGGAUCCGAGUUCUUACAACGCUAACGGGUCUGAUCAACCAUAUUUGCAAUCCCAGAAAAGCUCUCCUGCGGAAUGUACAACUCCCAGUGACUCUUCCAGUGAGACCUUUCCAAAGGUCACGAAAGACCCAAGCGUUGAUGAAGCAAAGCUUGAAAUCAAAACUGGACAGCGGAGCCCUGGGCCAGAUGCUAAACAAAUCUCCGCUGGCCAGCAGUCACCCUUGGCUAAUACAGAAGACCCUCGGGCCCCGAGCAUCGUCUCCACAGACCUUGAACAAGGUUCGGCAGAAGACCCAAACCCUGUUCUGGAGGCUUUGAAAAGGAGUUCAAAUAGGCAAAUUCCUUCCAAAAGUCUAGAGGACAUACCAUCAGCCACAUCAAAUGAAGGAAAAGUAAAUACUCGAAAGGAAGACUUAAUGCUUAGUGCCGAAGAUGAUCAGAAAGCCGUUCAGCCACACGAGCCGCAUACAACCACACCAGGAAUUUCCGCAGCGCCUUCUUUCCCCGUUAACCAGUUCUCCAAUCCAGAAAAAGUCAAAAGGAUGAGUAAAUCGGUCCCGACGUUUCUACAGGAGGAGAGUGAUGACAGAGAGACAGACACAGCGUCAGAGAGCAGUUACUCGCUUGGCAGGAUCAAGAAGAGCCCCAGUUCCCUAACCAAUCUUAGCGGCUCUUCUGGCUUGGCAUCCUUGUCUUCUGUGAGCACCAGCGUGAUGAGUGUCUACAGUGGAGACUUUGGCAACGUGGACGUGACAGGCAAUAUCCAGUUUGCCAUCGAUUACGUGGAGCAGCUGAAGGAGCUCCAUGUUUUUAUUGCCCAGUGCAAGGACUUGGCAGUGGCAGAUAUUAAGAAGAACCGUUCAGAUCCGUAUGUGAAGAGUUACCUGCUGCCAGCAAAACACAAACUGGGCAAAAGGAAGACUUCGGUGAAAAAGAAAACGUUGAAUCCUGUCUACAAUGAAAUUCUGCGGUACAAAGUCGACAAGACCCUCUUGACCUCCCAGAGGCUGAAUAUCUCAGUGUGGCACAAUGACACUUUUGGACGCAACAGCUUCUUAGGCGAAGUGGACCUUGACUUGGGCAUGUGGGACUGGAAUGACCGGCAGAACAAGCAGAUGAUCUGGUACCCGCUUAAGCCUAGAGCUCCGUUGGCUGCUCUGGAGCUGGAGAACAGAGGGGAGAUGAAGCUCGCUCUCCAGUAUGUCCCACAACCUGCUGGAAGUAAGAAAACUUCAGCCACUGGAGAAGUCCACAUUUGGGUGAAGGAGUGCAGUGACCUCCCAAUUCUCAGGGGCAAUAAGCUCAACUCCUUCGUUAAAUGUACCAUUCUCCCGGACACGAGUAGGAAAAGCCGCCAGAAAACGCGAGCUGUGACCAAGGAAACCAAUCCGGUGUUCAACCACACAAUGGUCUACGAUGGCUUUAAGCCGGAAGAUUUGAAAGAAGCUUGUGUAGAACUUACUGUCUGGGACCACAACAAGCUAGUGAAUCACUUCCUGGGAGGCCUCCGGAUAGGACUUGGAACAGGUAAAAGCUACGGCACUGCAGUAGACUGGAUGGACUCUACGUUAGAGGAAACCAGUUUAUGGGAGAGGAUGAUGAAAUCACCGGACCAGUGGAUUGAAGACACUCUGCCGCUCAGGAUGCUAACAGUAGCAAAACUGACCAAAUAG
Euleptes europaea (tarantolino) is the source of this 2868-nucleotide messenger RNA. RefSeq names its product synaptotagmin like 2 (gene SYTL2). Gene Ontology annotation, cellular component: exocytic vesicle; plasma membrane. Gene Ontology annotation, molecular function: small GTPase binding; neurexin family protein binding. NCBI's taxonomy places the organism in Eukaryota, Metazoa, Chordata, Lepidosauria, Squamata, Sphaerodactylidae. The transcript has 19 exons. The record is from RefSeq and is a predicted model, not a curated record. Gene Ontology annotation, biological process: intracellular protein transport; exocytosis. The coding region runs from base 1 to 2868 and encodes 955 amino acids.